Messenger RNA from Phytophthora nicotianae INRA-310, 1603 nucleotides. RefSeq lists its product as hypothetical. Bases 79 to 1458 code for a protein of 459 amino acids. The record is from RefSeq and is a predicted model, not a curated record. The transcript has a single exon. NCBI's taxonomy places the organism in Eukaryota, Oomycota, Peronosporomycetes, Peronosporales, Peronosporaceae.
CUUUGCAAAGGGUUCCUCAAGACGCAAGUGCAAAAGAGUUGCCGCAACAAACUUUUUUGCGUUUCGUUUCGCUCAAAAAUGCUCUACAACCCGUCGGCGUACAAGAACAUGAGCGCGACCAGCUACGCCGUCGCCAGCCCCGAUGGAGCCAAGCGCCACAUGAUCUCGAUGCCGCGUCGCAGGGACAGCCCGCCAUUGCCAGGCCUCGUGUCCAUGCUGCAGCAGCAGCGCAACCCGCAGGAAUCCUUCAUUCUGUCUCCGCACUCGCUGCAAAUCGCCCAAGCGCCUCGAGCCACCACGCCCAGCACCAGCAGCGAAGACGGCUCGGAGCCGCUUAAAUACACGAGCACAAUGUACCGCCCGAAGAUCGAGACCAGCCCGAUCUCGGAGCAAGAGCGCAAGGCCGUGGCAACAAGCAUUGCCGCUUCGUUGGCACCAACGGCGACAGCUUCAUCCGUUGCCGCCCCGCCAGUGAAAUCGUCGCGGUAUUUGCGGGAAAUGGACCGCCGCGCCAUUUUAUCCCGCAUCGAGCAAGGCGAAAAGCAGUCGGCACUGGCAAAAGAGUACAAAGUGAGUCGAGCGGCCAUUUGCAACCUGAACAAGCACAGAGACGAAGUUUUGUCCAGGAAAAAUGGCAACCCGCUGGCCAAACACCCCAAAAAGCCGCGCCCCAAGACUUUGAAAACGAAAAUUGGCAAAAGCGGAUGGUCCCCGACCAGAGAGAAUUUGCCACAAGAGCAAGAGGGGGUGUACGAGAUCAAAUCGCGCGCGGCGGCGCUGCUACUCACGACUUUAAGGAAGAAACACGCCACGGUGAGUGAGUUCCGACGCUCGAGCGACCGACUCAUGCGCAUCGUGAUGGAGGAAGCUCUGGCGCAUGUGCCGGUCAAGACGGUGGAGAUUUUUUUGCCAAACCACAGCAAGUCGGACGGUGUGGCCCUGGAGCACCCGCCGUGUGCCGUCUCCAUGGAACCAGCAGGGUGCCCCAUGCUCGAUCUUUUCCACUUGAUGGAGCCGGAUCAGCCCACGGGCUACGUGAGUUUCGGCGAUAUGUCGGCUUCGCCCAGUGAUUCUCAGACCGGAGACGUGCAAGCCAAGAUUGGUGGCAAUAGACUACCCAGUAGCCUAAAUUAUCACAACGUGUUCGUUAUGGAUCACGUGGUUACCUCCGCCGAGGUGGUGAUCGCCGUAGUGAGACGGUUGCAGGAGCACGGAGCAGUCGAAGCCAUGAUUUCCCUCGUGGCUCUAAUUGCAACUCCGGAAGCGGUGGAAAACAUUCAUUCUGUCUUCCCAGCACUGAAAAUUGUCGUGGCACAAGUGGAUAAUGGAGGAGAAGAGCUGACAGCGCCGUCCCCAGUCGAUAUCGAGGCCAUGCGCAUGCGUGCAUCGACUACUGAUAUGAUUCUGGAUCGCCUGGAACAAGUUUAUCACGGCCUGUCACCAGCCACUCCAUACUGAAGUGCUAAGCACAAGAAAGUGAGUUCUUAGGUAUAAUGACGUUAAAACUCCAUGUAUACUAAAUAGUGAUAAGAAAAACAAAAAAGUUAGCAUGAAACAUGAAAAUAUUCCGGAAAAUGUUACAUUUACGAAACAUUGAAUACGA